AUGCUUUUAAAUUACUACUCGUCCCCGUCAGAAAAAUCUAAGGAUAUUUCAUCUAGCAUAAAUACAAAUUUAAAGAAAUCUGAGUUACCAAUUGCAGACGUUACGAUUCAUUAUGCCGAUAAUGCAACAGUGAAUUUUGGCAAAAACCAAAGUGUUUUUACGGAAACUCAAAAGUUAAACGACAGCAAAAUACCAAUUGGUUGUGUAUGUCAUAUUAUCCAUAAUGCUGCUAAAAAUGGAAAAAGAGCAUUAAGGUACGAUUCCGAACUGAUUAUCAUUAAAUGUUAUAAUGAGUUUUCAAGCAGCACGAAAAAAACCGAGGAGCUCAAAUAA
Psylliodes chrysocephalus is the source of this 333-nucleotide messenger RNA. The record is from the annotation of a GenBank genome assembly. NCBI's taxonomy places the organism in Eukaryota, Metazoa, Arthropoda, Insecta, Coleoptera, Chrysomelidae.